Molecule: messenger RNA, 923 nt
Organism: Loxodonta africana (African savanna elephant)
Lineage: Eukaryota; Metazoa; Chordata; Mammalia; Proboscidea; Elephantidae
Gene: RAB35
Product: RAB35, member RAS oncogene family
Exons: 6
Coding region: 31-636 (201 amino acids)
Biological process (GO): Rab protein signal transduction; endocytic recycling
Cellular component (GO): endosome membrane; plasma membrane
Molecular function (GO): GTP binding; GTPase activity
Source: RefSeq, a predicted model, not a curated record
GCCCGCCCGCGCGCGCCGCCCCCGCCCGCCAUGGCCCGGGACUACGACCACCUUUUCAAGCUGCUCAUCAUCGGCGACAGCGGUGUGGGCAAGAGCAGUUUACUGUUACGUUUUGCAGACAACACUUUCUCAGGCAGCUACAUCACCACGAUCGGAGUGGAUUUCAAGAUCCGCACCGUGGAGAUCAGUGGGGAGAAAGUGAAGCUGCAGAUCUGGGACACGGCCGGGCAGGAGCGCUUCCGCACCAUCACCUCCACGUAUUAUCGGGGGACCCACGGGGUCAUCGUGGUUUACGACGUCACCAGUGCCGAGUCCUUUGUCAACGUCAAGCGGUGGCUUCACGAAAUCAACCAGAACUGUGACGACGUGUGCCGAAUAUUAGUGGGGAACAAGAAUGACGACCCCGAGCGGAAGGUGGUGGAGACAGAAGAUGCUUACAAAUUCGCCGGGCAGAUGGGGAUCCAGUUGUUUGAAACCAGCGCCAAGGAGAAUGUCAACGUGGAGGAGAUGUUCAACUGCAUCACAGAGCUGGUCCUCCGAGCAAAGAAAGACAACCUAGCGAAACAGCAGCAGCAACAACAGAACGAUGUGGUGAAGCUCACCAAGAACAGUAAACGAAAGAAACGCUGCUGUUAAUGGCCCAGCCAGGCCACUUGCAGGGACUGCACUGUGGUCACUCCCAGCCCGAGGCCCGCGGGGGGCUCCUCGGGGGACAGUCUCAGUUUCGUGCCGUUAUUUAAAGAUUUCUCUCCACGUUUUUGUAUCUGGAGGCGCCAUCGGCACUUCCUUCCUUCUUCCCCCCCUUCGAGUGCCAAGAAGGUGUUGGACAAACCUGCCUUUCCCUGCUGGUGCCCCCCGCCCCGGCCCAGGUGUCCGGACCUGGCUCGGAUGCUGCCAGCGAGUGGACGAGUCACCAGUCUGUA